Molecule: messenger RNA, 539 nt
Organism: Megalops cyprinoides (Indo-Pacific tarpon)
Lineage: Eukaryota; Metazoa; Chordata; Actinopteri; Elopiformes; Megalopidae
Product: gamma-crystallin M2-like
Exons: 3
Coding region: 1-522 (173 amino acids)
Biological process (GO): lens development in camera-type eye; visual perception
Molecular function (GO): structural constituent of eye lens
Source: RefSeq, a predicted model, not a curated record
AUGGGGAAGAUCAUUUUCUACGAGGACAGGAACUUCCAGGGGCGCUCCUAUGAGUGCAGCAGUGACUGCGCGGACCUGCACCCCCACUUCAGCCGCUGCAACUCCAUCAGGGUGGAGAGCGGCAGCUGGAUGGUAUACGAGCGCCCUAGCUACAUGGGGUACCAGUACUUCCUGAGGAGGGGCGAGUAUCCUGACUACCAGCGCUGGAUGGGCUUCAACGACUGUGUCCGGUCCUGCCGCAUGAUUCCCCAGCAUCAAGGAUCUCACAGAAUGAGGAUCUAUGAGCGCUCAGAUUUUGGCGGUCACAUGAUGGAGUUCACCGACGACUGCCCCUCACUCUAUGACCGCUUCCAUUACAACGACAUUCACUCCUGCAAUGUGAUGGAUGGCUACUGGAUCUUCUAUGAGCACCCCAACUACAGGGGCAGACAGUAUUUGAUGAGGCCUGGAGAGUACAGGAGAUACAGUGAAUGGGGAGCCAUGAGCCCCAGGAUUGGCUCAAUGAGGCGCAUCAUGUAUUAAAAAACAUACUAUACAAA